GUUGAAUGCGAACUCUAUUCAUACACAUGGAGAACGUAUAUUUGCUCUAAUCGACUUGUCACAUUUGUCACAAUUUGUAUGUGUAAUGCCCCCAAAUAAUAAAAAGGGUCCUACGGGAUCGAAAUAUCAAAAACCUGGUGGUGGCAGCGUCAAUAUUUCAGAAAAAAGUUCCAGAAAAACUUUACAACAUUCCGACGAAAAUGUAAAACAAGAGUCACAAAUUCUCAAUUUGGUCUCGUAUCUGUUCUUCUGGAGUGAGAAAUAUGAUGACAAUCUGCAAAAAGUGUGGAAUAAGUUGCCCACCGUCGUGGGAAGCGUUGUGGCUUCUAUUGCAGUCUUUAUUUUUGGAAUUACUGCGAGAGGCGAAUGGAUGAUUUUUGCCGUGUAUCUCUACAAGUACAUCCAGACCUCAGGAAGUCCGACGUACAAGGAAGAGUCGGAACAAUUAUUCGAGUCCACGACCGACUGGCUUAAUGUGCGCUUCGAAGGAUACUGGACAACUUGGGUUUGGUCAACUUCAAUUUCAUAUCUUGUAUACUUUGGGCUGGGAGGAUUUUUACAUUGGUACUAUUACGUGAGACAAAGGGAUCGACCCGAAGAUUGGAAAUGUCAACCACAAAAAUGGUUGAGCCCCGAGUUGGAACGACACGAAAUUAUGAUUGGUUCGCUCAGUCUCGUUUUUGGAAGCGCAAUCUCUGCCGCAAUUUCGACAUACGUCGUAAACGGAGGGAAAGCCAUUUGGCUAUAUUUAAAUCCCAGUGAAUACGGUUACAUUUGGUUGGUCUUGCAAGUCCCGUUGGUGUUUAUUUAUCAGGACUACAUGACCUACUGGCAUCACAGAAUUUACCAUACGCCCUUCCUCUACAAAAACUUUCACAAGCUGCACCACACUUACAAACAACCCACUGCUUUCUCCGUGACGGCAAUCCACCCCGUAGAAUUUGUCCAUAUGCAAUGCGUCCUUCUCUCAGCGCUGUUUGUGGUACCGGUGUUUUGGUUGAAUUACGCCGUGAUGAUGGGUUAUGUCUAUUAUCAUGGAAUUAUUGACCAUUCCGGGAUCAACUUUAAGCGAAAGUGGUGGCAGCCUUGGCAGCCGGACUGCAUCUUUCACGACAAUCACCAUCAAUACUUUCACGUCAAUUUUGGCUUCAACAUCGAGUACUGGGACCAUUUGCAUGGCACCUACCGUAAAAAUGACCGCAUCUAUCGCGAAGAUAUCUACUACGGGCAGGGGAAAGCAAUGAGUGAAGCGUCAAUAGACGAGAUUAAGUCUGAAAUUGAAGAACGCAAGUCGGAGAAUCCGCUAGCUUAUCCGGAAAACAAAUAUGGAUACGAUUUAGACGUUAAAGUGGGUGGGACGACGGCGGGUGGUAAGAAACGUGGCAAGAAGUGAUAGAUACAUUUCACUUUAGUUAAUAGGUAUGUUUAGUGUUCAUCUAAUAUAGUAAUAUUACUGUGACAAAAUGUCAACACGCAUAAUUUGAAUAAACGUUUAAAAAAUAUUCAAUUCGUAUCAACAGUAAAUCU
Messenger RNA from Folsomia candida, 1527 nucleotides. Its product is annotated as delta(7)-sterol 5(6)-desaturase erg32. Gene Ontology annotation, biological process: sterol biosynthetic process. The transcript is spliced from 12 exons. Gene Ontology annotation, molecular function: iron ion binding; C-4 methylsterol oxidase activity. NCBI's taxonomy places the organism in Eukaryota, Metazoa, Arthropoda, Collembola, Entomobryomorpha, Isotomidae. Bases 86 to 1393 code for a protein of 435 amino acids. The record is from RefSeq and is a predicted model, not a curated record.